CUGCCCCGGCAAUAAGUGUCCCCUGGCACGCAGCGCAACAGGGGCUUUGAUGUGUGGUAAUGAGCUUAGUGUCAAAUAAGUGCGGCUAGCUAACAAAACACAAUGCGGCUUUAAAUGAAUCUCCUCGAUUGGCCAACACGUACUGGAAUGCACCACUGAUGCUCGAGACGCGCGCCUCGAUCUCCACGGGACCACAGCAGCAGCACGCCACGUUCUACGAGUUCCGCACGUACCGCGUGGAACCCGCGCAGAACGCCGCCUUCCUGCGGCUGACCAACGAGAAGAUCCACCUGCGCACCGCCCACUCAGAGCUGCUGGGCUACUGGAGCGUGGAGUACGGCGGCCUCAACCAGGUCUUCCACAUCUGGAAGUACGACAGCUAUGCCCAGCGGGCAGCAGUGCGGGCAGCCCUGGCUCAGGACCCAGAGUGGAUCGAGCAGUACAUCUCCAAGGCCAUGCCCAUGCUCGCCUCUCAGGACAAUGAGGUCACCUACCGGGUGCCCUGGAGCCAGCUGGACAGGCCCCCGAAGGAAGGAGGGGUGUACGAGCUGGCCACCUUCCAGAUGAGGCCCGGGGGGCCGGCGGUUUGGGGGGAGGCCUUCCAGGCGGCCGUCACCACCCACGCGAGGCCAGGGUACGCGCACCUGGUGGGGGUGUUCCACAGCGAGGUCGGCCGUCUCAACAGGGUGCACGUGCUGUGGUGGUAUGAGAAUCCAGACCAGAGAGCAGGCAGUCGGCACAAAGCUCACGGAGACGCCAGGGUGGUGGCAGCAGUGAGAGGGAGCGUCACGUACCUGGAGAAACAGAGCAACAAGCUGCUGUUCCCAACCCCGUUCUCCCCCCUCAAGUGAUCCCCCCCCCCCCCACACACCCCAUGGGAGAGGACCAGACGACGAAGCCCAAAUCAAGCUGAAACACGGACCGCCCGUCUACAAACGCUCUGACUUUUUGCCCAGUGUUUGGGCAGCCUGUAGCCUUGUGGCUAAGGUGCUUGACAGGGAAGGUUGGUGGUUCAAACCUCAGCCCCUAACCCCACAUUGCUCCAGGGGGGAUUGGCCCCUGCUUAGUCUAAUCAAAUUCCCUUUGGGUAAAAGUGUCAGCUAAAUAACUGUCAUGUCUUGUAUGUGAAACACCAGAAGAAGAGUCCAUCCAUGUAAAACCAUAGAGCGCUGUACGCUGCAGUCCUCCGGGACUACAGCAAGAUUAAAUCCUUUUUCUAAUAAUAAAAAAACUAAUUACCAGCGAAAGGGACCAGCUAAAUGACAGCUAAUCUGAGGAGCCUAAGUGUGUCUCUGGAGAAAGAGGAUAAACUCAGGUAUCAGCAGUAGGCGGGCUGACCGAAGCAGAUCUGUCUGUCAGAUCCUGUUUUACUGCACGGUGCAUUGUUGUCUCUUUAGGUGAAAGGUUCCACUGACACGGAAUCUUCAUCAAAAUAAUCACACAAACAAUUCCCUUAUAAAGAGGAAGAAUAUUUUUCAUGAAUAAUAAUAAUAAUAUCAAAUUAAUCAUGCACUUGUGUAUUAUAGAAUAUAAAUGUAUAAAUGUAUUUAGAUAUUUUGAAUAUGACCUCAUUAAUAGGUUUUGACCCUUGGCUACGUCAUUAGCUGAUUGCGGAGAUGAGGGCGCUGUUGACGUUAGCCCAACAGGAGUAGUGUAGGUUUGCUUGUGCGAGUCAUUAAAGUUUCCUUGCAUUAUCACUGAUUUGUUUUACAAUAAAAUGAUGUAUUCUUUAAAA
Conger conger (European conger) is the source of this 1735-nucleotide messenger RNA. RefSeq names its product protein NipSnap homolog 3A-like. The record is from RefSeq and is a predicted model, not a curated record. The coding region runs from base 159 to 851 and encodes 230 amino acids. Lineage: Eukaryota; Metazoa; Chordata; Actinopteri; Anguilliformes; Congridae. The transcript is spliced from 6 exons. Gene Ontology annotation, cellular component: mitochondrion.